Molecule: messenger RNA, 2538 nt
Organism: Didymosphaeria variabile
Lineage: Eukaryota; Fungi; Ascomycota; Dothideomycetes; Pleosporales; Didymosphaeriaceae
Exons: 2
Coding region: 1-2538 (845 amino acids)
Biological process (GO): transmembrane transport
Cellular component (GO): membrane
Molecular function (GO): ATP hydrolysis activity; ABC-type transporter activity; ATP binding
Source: RefSeq, a predicted model, not a curated record
AUGGACUACCCAACGUCGCUUGUGACACCAGCAUCAAUCCAUACGUUCUUGACCGGACUGCUGUUGUUGUUGGAGUCUCUUGACAAGCGGGAGCUAUUCCGUUCCGAUGGAGACCGUAAACUACCUCCGGAGGAGACUGUCGGCCUCUUCGGUAAACGGCUACUUUGGCAUCUUAAUGGCUUAUUCAAGGAGGGUUAUCGCAAGAUCCUCAAACCAACAGACUUGUACAGCAUGGAUGCAGACCUUGCUUCUAAGGAACGAGUCGUGACCUUCCAGCAAACUUGGGCAGCCCAGGAUAAGUCGAAAGGCAGACCUUUGCUGCGGACCAUCAUCAAGGUUCUCUGGCCGGAGUUGCUUCUUCCUGUCCUCCCACGUAUCAUCCAACUGGCGACCACGCUGAGUCAACCAUAUCUGAUCACAGCCAUGAUCGCUUUCGUUGGAGAUCGCAAAGACCCUGCAUCUCUCAACAAAGGCUACGGACUUAUAGCGGCUUUUGCUCUGAACUAUGCUCUUCUAGCCAUCGCAUUGGGCUGGUCUGCCCAGGGUAUGGCACGGUUCCUUACCAAGCUUCGAGCCUGCCUUAUCUCCACACUCUACGAGCAGACGCUACAUACCUGCUCUAAAGACGUGGAUUUAGGCACAGCAACGGUACUGAUGAAUGUCGACGUGGACAAGUUACUCCAGGGUUGCAAGUACAUGAACGAAGUCUGGGCUGCAUCUGUUGUGACUGGUGUAGCUCUGUACAUCAUGUACACUCAUCUGGGUGCCGCGUUCGUCGCUCCUUUCGUCGCGGUCCUGGUUUGCUCUGCCGUUACCACUUGGCUUUGCGCCGCAAUGAAAGCCCGCCACAGGGUGUACGCAGCUGCAACGGAGCGGCGCAUCACAGCUAUCGCGUACGUCGUAGGCAACAUGAAAGGCGUGCGCAUGCUCGGACUGUCCGAGACUGUCUUUCAGAUGCUGACUAAACUGCGUCAUGUCGAAGUCGAUGCAAACGUCUUCGUCCGAAAACUCAUCAUUUGGGUCACACUACUCUCCAAUGUUUUGUUUCAACUUACCACCGUUUCGACAUACGUUACAUUCGCGGUCAUCACGCUAACGAAAGGUGAUGGAGCGAAUCUAGAUCUGAACAAACUAUACGGAUCCCUAUCUGCCCUGAAAUUGUUCACGACGCCGUUCACGAUGGUACUUCAGUUGCUUCCAAGUAUGCAAAUCGCAUACGCCUCUCUUCAGCGCAUCGAGAAAUUCCUCUUGGGCAAAGCUGUUUCAAUAGAACAAUCGUGUGAGUCUGUUCGAAGCCCAAGUAGUGAAGGUAUUGAACUACUUCCAAUCGAAGCCAGCCGUAACAGACACCGCGUGAUUUCGUUGGAAAACGCAACUUUCGCAAUCGACAGCCAGUCCCUGCUAUUUGAAAUAAGCACCAACUUUGCCGCAAACACGUUCACCAUGAUCAUCGGCAAAGUUGGUUCAGGGAAAUCGAUUUUGUUACGCUCGCUUGUGGGUGAGACAGAUCUGACAAGCGGCCACUUCAAGCACUCGUCGUCAGGCAGUGCAUUCUGCGACCAGCAAGUCUGGCUCCGCAAUGCCACUGUACGAGACAACAUAGUUGGGGAAGAUAUGUUCGAUGAAUCAUGGUACCAGAAAGUUCUCUGGAGCUGCGGCCUUCUCCAAGACCUACAAGGAAUGAAGCGAGGGGACAGUACCGCGAUUGGUUCGAAAGGCAUAUCUCUAUCCGGUGGUCAGAAGAACCGGUUGUCCUUAGCACGCGCUCUUUAUGCGAGGAAGCCGGUACUUGUCCUCGAUGACAUGCUUGCAGGACUAGACAACACAACUGAGAAGCUCGUGUUCAACCGUGUCUUCAGUCGUAGCGGUAUCUUGCGCAAGUCAGGAGCUACGGUGAUUUUGGCUACCCAUGCUACGCACUAUGCUCGGCACGCAGAUCAGAUCAUUGUUAUCGCUGAUGGACGAAUCAGUGAACAAGGAACAUACCUAGAAUUGGUCAAGAGGAACAUCGACUUCCGCAAAUUCAACGAUGGCGAGAUCCCUAAUGUAACCGACAGUGACGAAGAGUCUGACUCCGUCUCUGCAGACAAAACUCUUUUGGUGCCAAGCAAAGCCAUCACCGAAGAGGAGGAGGAAGAUGCUGCGCGACAAUCCGGAGACAGACGCAGUUUCAUUUUUUUUCUGAAAUCUAUUGGUCCGCUACAUUUGACCAUUAGCUGCGUUACGCUUGUCGGGGGUAUCGUGAUGACGCAGAUUCAGUACUUCUGGCUGAAGUGGUGGGCAGAAGCGGAUGAUCAGACUAGAUCCGGAACCAUCCGCCAACUCUACCUCUUCAUCAUUAUUACCGCUAUCAACAUCUUGGCGUACUUGGCUUAUUUCGCCCAUUAUGCGCUAUGGCUUCAACCUCGGUUGAGCUUGAAUAUGCAUGCCAGCCAGCUUGUCGCUCUGAUGCGCGCGAAAUUUUCGUAUUUGGUGUCGACGGUAAGUCUAAACAAGGCUCAUAGUCCAUAUAGUGACCAAGUCUCCCUGUUCUUCUGA